Molecule: messenger RNA, 2666 nt
Organism: Danio rerio (zebrafish)
Lineage: Eukaryota; Metazoa; Chordata; Actinopteri; Cypriniformes; Danionidae
Gene: prkacab
Product: protein kinase, cAMP-dependent, catalytic, alpha, genome duplicate b
Molecular function (GO): transferase activity; protein kinase activity; kinase activity
Source: RefSeq, marked provisional
GUUUGAGUCGAUGGCCACGGGAAGCGCAGCUGCAUGAACGAUCUCGCCGAAACCGCAUCCGUGUUUUCUUCAUCCGCGAUUUUCCCCCUGCGAGCGCCGCGCACGGAAACCCCCCGAGGGGAGGCGAGCGACAGGACUGCGGGGCCGCGGAGGUGCGGCGAACAGCCAGGCCAGGAAAGGACGCCCGAGUCCGGUUUGAUGCUGGCGGCCCUUCCGCCCUUUAAACGCGGAUGCUGCAGCUGCAUUCAUAAGGGAUCGCUGUUUAUCCGAGACCACAUCGGACGCGGAAACGUCCCUUUAUUUCACAUUCAUCGCCGAUCGGCUUUCGACACCCGCACGAACGGACCGGGAGAGCCGAAGCGCGACAGGCGCGGCAGCAUCACUCCCUACCUGCGGCUCUCCAGCGCCUGACAGGCCCAGAGUCAUGGGCAACACGCCGGCCGCCAAACGGGGCAACGAAAUGGAAAGCGUCAAAGAGUUUCUGGCCUUCGCCAAAGAAGAUUUCCUCAGGAAAUGGGAGAAUCCUGCACAGAACACCGCCUGCCUGGAGGACUUCGACCGGUUGAAAACUCUGGGCACUGGUUCAUUCGGCCGCGUGAUGCUGGUCAGACACCGAGAGACAGGACAGCACUACGCCAUGAAGAUCCUCAACAAACAGAAGGUGGUGAAGCUGAAGCAGAUUGAACACACUCUGAAUGAGAAGCGGAUACUGCAGGCCGUCAGCUUCCCCUUCUUAGUGCGACUGGAGUACUCCUUCAAGGACAACACCAAUCUCUACAUGGUGAUGCAGUACGUUCAGGGAGGAGAGAUGUUUUCACACCUGCGCAGAAUCGGCAGAUUCAGUGAACCUCACGCGCGCUUCUAUGCUUCACAAAUAGUUUUGACCUUUGAAUAUCUGCAUGCCCUUGACCUGAUCUACAGAGACCUUAAACCAGAAAACCUCCUCAUCGAUCAGCAGGGCUACAUCCAGGUCACAGACUUUGGUUUCGCCAAGCGGGUCAAGGGCCGCACGUGGACAUUGUGUGGGACCCCAGAGUAUCUGGCUCCAGAGAUCAUCCUCAGCAAGGGUUAUAAUAAGGCUGUGGACUGGUGGGCUCUGGGGGUGCUGAUGUACGAGAUGGCAGCUGGUUAUCCUCCGUUUUUCGCAGAUCAACCCAUUCAGAUCUACGAAAAGAUUGUCUCAGGAAAGGUACGAUUCCCGUCGCACUUCAGCUCGGACCUGAAGGACCUGUUGAGGAACCUGCUGCAGGUGGAUCUCACCAAGCGCUACGGAAACCUCAAGAACGGAGUCAACGAUAUUAAAGGACACAAGUGGUUCUCUACCACUGACUGGAUCGCCAUUUACCAGCGGAGGGUGGAGGCCCCGUUUGUGCCUAAAUGCAGAGGUCCCGGGGACACCAGCAACUUUGAUGACUAUGAGGAGGAAGAGAUCCGCGUGUCGUUCACCGAGAAGUGUGCGAAAGAAUUCGCCGAGUUCUAGAGGAAGAAAUGAUAGAAAUCAGAGAGAGAAAGAGAGAGAGAAAAAGUGCAUGAAUCUUAAAACCGAUCCUUCCUCCUGUUAAACAGCAGAGAAACCAGCGGAAGAGUGCAGAGAAGACCUCCAGGGAUAAACAGUGAGGCCUUUAUCAUCUCCUCUAUUUUAAUCACGUUUGUAAUUUUCUCUCUUUUAUUUUUUAUUAUGAUUAUUUCUUUUGGUUUUUAAAUCUCUGUUCAUGUGAUAUUAAUCAUGAUGGAUUUGAUAGGGUGUAAUUGUUGGCCUGUGGACUGGGAUUGUUGUUGCCGCACAAAGACAGAUUAGUUCAUGUCUGUUCAGAGAUACCGCUGAUCUUGAGCAGUCACCGCAGUUAAGGUCACCAUAAACAACCAUGCUGAAAAAUAUAAGAAAAAACGAUGACAAAAAAACAUGUAUUCCUGUGUAAUAACCGAAAUAUUUUUUGGUCCUGUAAACUGUCAUGUGUUUCUUUAUUCUAAAAAAUGCACUGAAGGGACGACAAAGUGGAAAAUGGCAUAGAAAUGAAGCCAUGAUUUCAUAAUAAGAGCACCUCUUUGUUUUUAAUUUCAGCAGUAGGUCCACAGCGCUCUGUAAAAUAUUCACUGACGAACUUUGAACUUACGAAAUGUGCCAUGAAAUCCUUCGAGUGUCAAUAUUUUGACUCAUCGGUUGUGUCGUUGAAUAUAGGCUGCGACGAGUCGGACUGGCAGCCUUUUACUGCGUCAAGCCUUCGUGCAGAGGAGGGGAUGAAUGUUUCCGUUUGGUUCGUUUAGUAUUGUUAAUACUAUAAUUGUUACGGUUGUCAUUGGGUUCCACAUUUAUAGCGACACACGACGAGAUCGCACACACUUUGUGCGCGAUUGAGGCGGCGAGGCCUUGCGGGGGCGACGCUCUCCGCAUGGCUCUCUCUCCGUUUUCGCCAUUUCUUCCCCCUUUAUUCUUCCAUUUCUGCAUUUUUAAAUAGGCAAAGUCUUCUCUCUGAAUGGGUGCAGUGCAUCUGGCUCCUUUUUGGGUGAGAAUUUCUUACACGCAACUCUCUAGGCUACAAAUACCUCCUGAGCUGGAGGCGAACUCAGUGGAUACCAGUGCUUACUCCUGAGGACAUGGUUCAAGUUAAUUGUGAUAUUUUGCACCACAAGAAUCAUUCCAAUAAAGUAUUACUAUAAAUACCAAA